Populus nigra (black poplar) is the source of this 699-nucleotide messenger RNA. RefSeq names its product nuclear transcription factor Y subunit B-1-like. The coding region runs from base 1 to 699 and encodes 232 amino acids. Gene Ontology annotation, cellular component: nucleus; CCAAT-binding factor complex. Gene Ontology annotation, biological process: regulation of transcription by RNA polymerase II. NCBI's taxonomy places the organism in Eukaryota, Viridiplantae, Streptophyta, Magnoliopsida, Malpighiales, Salicaceae. The record is from RefSeq and is a predicted model, not a curated record. Gene Ontology annotation, molecular function: DNA-binding transcription activator activity, RNA polymerase II-specific; protein heterodimerization activity; RNA polymerase II cis-regulatory region sequence-specific DNA binding. The transcript is spliced from 2 exons.
AUGGACCGUGGAGGCUUUCAUGGCUACCGCAAGCACCCCAACACAAGCUCGGAGAUCAACAUGAGGCUAGCUGAGAUCAACCACAGCACCACCAACAAGUUUCAUACAACCACUGAUGACAUCGGUGAAUGUACUGUAAGGGAGCAAGACAGGUUCAUGCCAAUAGCCAAUGUUAUCAGGAUCAUGCGCAAGAUGCUGCCCCCACAUGGGAAAAUCUCUGAUGAUGCCAAAGAAACAAUCCAAGAAUGCGUGUCUGAGUUCAUUAGCUUCAUCACUAGUGAAGCCAAUGAACGCUGCCAACGCGAGCAACGCAAGACGAUAACAGCUGAGGAUGUGCUUUAUGCAAUGAGCAAACUAGGGUUUGAUGACUACAUCGAACCCUUGACCAUCUAUCUUCACCGAUACCGCGAGCUCGAGGGCGAGCGCGGCUCGAUGAGAGGUGAGCCACUGAUGAAGAUCAGGAAUAGUAAUAAUAAUAAUAAUGUUGAUCAGUAUGGAACAGUGGCUGGGGCUGGUGCUGGUGCUGCUUAUGCACCAGCAUUUCAUGUGAGCCAUCAUCACCAUCCUCAUCAUCAUGGAUUCUUUGGUGGGGCUCCUAUAGGAGCUGGAUUCAUGACUAUGAGAGAUGCUAAUUCCAAUGCUAGUUCCUCCCAUUCUGCUGCAUUGGCUAACGUUGAAGCAUUUGCUCAGCAUCAGUAA